This is a messenger RNA of Syzygium oleosum, 1812 nucleotides long. RefSeq names its product mitogen-activated protein kinase kinase 2. The record is from RefSeq and is a predicted model, not a curated record. Gene Ontology annotation, cellular component: cytoplasm. The transcript has 9 exons. Lineage: Eukaryota; Viridiplantae; Streptophyta; Magnoliopsida; Myrtales; Myrtaceae. Gene Ontology annotation, biological process: protein phosphorylation. Gene Ontology annotation, molecular function: ATP binding; protein serine/threonine kinase activity. The coding region runs from base 123 to 1223 and encodes 366 amino acids.
CUCCUCGUCCUCCUCCUGCUGCUCCCCCUCUCUCUCCAUCGUCUUCCCCCUUCGUCCUCCGAUUCUCGCCUCCUCCUCCUCCUCCUCCUCCGCCGCCGCCGCCGCCGCCGUCCUCCUCCACGAUGAAGAAGGCGGGCUUGAACCCCAACCUCAAGCUCAAGCUCUCCCUCCCUCCUCCCGAUCAGGACACCUUCGCCAAGUUCCUGACGCAGAGCGGUACGUUCAUGGAUGGCGACCUGCUCGUCAACAGGGACGGGUUUCGGGUCGUGUUGCAGAGCGAGGUCGAAGCGCCCCCCCUUAUCAAGCCAACAGACAACCAGCUGAGUUUAGCGGACAUAGACACAAUUAAAGUUAUCGGAAAGGGGAAUGGCGGAAUAGUCCAAUUGGUCCAACACAAAUGGACUGGGCAGUUUUUCGCAUUGAAGGUCAUCCAAAUGAAUGUUGAGGAGUCUGCAAGAAGGCAGAUAGCACAGGAACUCAAAAUUAAUCAAUCUUCGCAGUGUCCAUACGUUGUGGUCUGCUACCAAUCUUUCUAUGAUAAUGGUGCCGUUUCUAUUAUAUUAGAGUACAUGGAUGGAGGGUCGCUGGCAGAUUUUCUGAGAAAAGUUAAAACUAUUCCAGAGCCAUUCCUUGCGGCCAUUUGUAAGCAGGUGCUCAAGGGUUUGUUGUAUCUGCAUCAUGAGAAGCACAUAAUACACCGAGAUAUGAAGCCUUCUAAUCUGUUGAUAAAUCAUAGAGGAGAAGUCAAGAUUACUGAUUUUGGUGUGAGUGCUAUAAUGGCUAGCACAUCUGGACAAGCUAAUACCUUUGUCGGCACAUACAACUAUAUGUCUCCUGAGAGAAUCAUCGGAAACAAAUAUGGUUACAAAAGUGAUAUUUGGAGCCUGGGCUUAGUAUUGCUAGAGUGUGCAACAGGGAAGUUCCCAUAUACACCACCUGAUCAACAAGAAGGAUGGACCAAUUUCUACGAGCUCAUGGAAGCCAUCGUCGAUCAUCCACCACCUUCGGCAUCUUCUGAUCAAUUCUCUAGCGAGUUCUGCUCAUUUAUCUCUGCUUGUGUACAGCAGGACCCAAAGAAUAGAUGGUCUGCAAGUGAACUUAUGGGUCAUCCUUUCAUCAGCAUGUAUGAGGACUUGAAUGUUGAUCUUGCUUCCUACUUCACUAAUGCAGGCUCCCCACUUGCAACCUUUGAAACUUCGCUGCUUUUACCGAAGAUCUCUUGAACCGAGUGACUAUGCAGCUGGCAUGCUUUGGAUGGUUGGGUAACUUUAGUUUUCUUGACAAUCUAUAGAGUUUCUAAUAGGUUUUCUGAUAGAAGAAAAAAAGAAUUUCAAAAAAGCUCUUUGCCUUUGAAAGCCAUUAGCUGCAUUCACAGGCUAACUUUCUUCUAUAUGAAUUAGUAACUGAUGAUCAUUCUCCUUGAAGUAGGGGUUCCAGCAACUGGAGAUCUUUGGCUCUCUCAGAACUCAGUGAGCAGUUUCGAGACAAAUAAGUGGAUAACUUUAGGAGCUGGGAACUAUCUGCCCCGAGUCGAGUCUCUGAGUGUUGGCAGUUCAAGAGGAUUUCAUGGGCGUGAUUACUUUGAGCAAUGAAGGACAGCUGAUGUAAAUUCGCAUUUUCUUUCUUAUUGCAAGGUAGAUUAUUGGUCCUAUGCUGGAAUGUGAUAUGCGAGAAAUCCUGAUCAGUGCAUACGUCAGUUGAGAAAUGAUCUUGCUAGAGGUCUGCAAAGAUUCAUGACGGAAACUAUGAGAUGGCUCUUUAAAGCCCGGAAAUGGAGAAACUCGCGAUAUUAAUAGCGAUGAUUUUGUCAGA